Messenger RNA from Rosa rugosa (rugosa rose), 1877 nucleotides. RefSeq lists its product as uncharacterized. Bases 151 to 846 code for a protein of 231 amino acids. NCBI's taxonomy places the organism in Eukaryota, Viridiplantae, Streptophyta, Magnoliopsida, Rosales, Rosaceae. The transcript is spliced from 4 exons. The record is from RefSeq and is a predicted model, not a curated record.
CCACACCAGAAGUUUUACUCAGUACACCCAACAGAAAAGUCCAAAAAAGUACAUUAACCAAAAUGAAAGGAAGAAAGUCAUUCAUAGCUGAAGCAAAGCUGAUUCUCCAUCCCAAAGCUUAUUUUGUGUGAGAGCCUCAAACUGUUGUAUAUGAUAAUGGCGACUGCAAUUACAGUGCCUACCUAUCCGAGAAAUGUUAAGCUUUUAUCUUCUAAGUGUGUUGGUUCCAGAGUUAUAGCGCUGGGUCUUUGUGCAAUGUCUUACAAACCUACUAGUACUUUUGGGCACAAGCUCAAUUCUCGCUGCUGUUUCUUCUGUAUGCCUGAACCUCUUCUAGUCAACAAUUUCAAGAGGAUUUCAUGGUCUGUCAGAAGCAGUGUAGAUAACAGUGGGUUAGACCCAUCUCCAACAAAUGGCACUACAGGCACAACAAGAUUAAUUAGGGUUAUCCAAGCUAUUCAAUCCAAGUUAGGUGCCAGAAUUGGAGAGAUAAGGAGAGGUUUACCUGUGAAAAUACUUUUCUUCCUAGUCGGUUUCUAUUGUUCAACUGCUUAUGCUACUGUUAUUGGGCAAACGGGAGACUGGGACAUUCUCUCUGCGGCCUUGGCUGUGCUUAUUGUGGAGGGGUUGGCUGUGCUUAUUGUGGAGGGGAUUGGGGCCCUCAUGUACAAGGCUUCUCUUCCUUUAUUGAAGAAGACUAAAAGCCUGAUAACCAAGUUUAAUUAUUGGAAAGCUGGGCUUGCGAUGGGUCUUUUCUUGGAUUCGUUUAAAUAUGAAGUCAAUGACAUUUUCGGAUUCAGUAACCCCUUCAGUUUUGUACUAGAUGCAUUUUCAUUAUUCCUUUAACAAAUGGCUCUUUCAAAUGCUGCUUACAGAUGUUUCAUUUUUCAAGGAUCGAGAAAUGUGAUUGGUAAACAUAGGUUGACUUGACUACAAUGGUGGAGGAACAUGGUGAACCCUUUUCACUAAAUUGAAGAGCUCAAAAGUUAAUGGGUUGAGAGUUUGAGACAGUGAAAAGUGGCCUUCUUGCUUGUGUUUAACAAAAUACUGUAGCUCCUGAAAACAUUAGAACUUUCUUCUGAUGACUGAACUCUCUUCACUUGAGCUUAUGAUGAAAGUCUGCUCCUUUUGUUCACUAUGUUCGAAAUAUAGUUACAGCAUAUAUGUUUCAUUCUGUUGGAGGCAGCAGAAUAAAAAAGUAAGAUAAGCAGGACUGAAGCGAAGGAAUUGCAACUUUUCAAAGUGGAUAGUAAUAUGUGCCUCCAGUCCAGCUGCUUACAAUAGUUCCCUGUCCAUUCAUCUGGAAACAGCAAUUGGUUGAAAUGAUAAAUAGUGUUGUUGGAUGGAAACCCUUCGGUUAUGUGGGAAGAUGUUGGUGAGAAGAUUAUAGCAUACUUCUUAUCCUUGUCUAUUUUCUAUUUCCUUACGAGUUGUUCAAUAAGAUUUUGAACAGGUCAAGAGAGUAUGCAUCCCUUUACCAGGUUUCAUUGAUAGCCAGCUAGGAGAUUUCUCCCAAGGCACACUCAAGGGCCAAGCAUUUCCCUUAUCAAGUGUUUUACUGGUUUUUUGUGGCCAUUUUGUUAGGAGUGCAGCGAAGGGAUGGCUAUUUUCUAAGCAGAUCAAGCUAUGUGUCUCCAGUGGAUAUAAAACUUGUGAAUGAUAUUGUUCCGACUAGUCUGGAAAUACUGUUAAUCAAUAAAUAUAAGAUAGCUAUAGGUGUUUAGUAUACCACGUUUUGUUCUCGGUAGUUGUGUAUAGUUAUAAAGCUACAUGCUUACAAUAGUUGGGACCUUUUAUAUAACAAGAUCAUUGUAUACUGUACUCAUCUCUCUUGGUUCCAGAAGUCUAAUAAAAAUGUCUCAUUUUUCAUUGAUCAA